GGUGGUUAGGAAACCCGGAAUUCAGAUGCUGGCUGAUGGUGGCUGACUGAAAACCGACUUCCAGAUUUCUUACUCUUCCUCAAGGGCCCUCAUCACUCGCUACCUAGAGGCCAGGUCUCUAACCUUACUGUAUUAAAGGAUGACUUGCCUUCUUCCUGCAGCCCAGAGACUUCCUGCAGGGUUUCUCUUCUUAGUGCUUUGGGGCUCAGUUCUAGGUGGCAAGCUGCUGGUGGUCCCCCAGGAUGGAAGCCACUGGCUUAGCAUGAAGGACAUAGUGGAACAUCUCAGUGAACGGGGACAUGAUAUUGUGGUGCUAGUGCCAGAAGUCAACUUGCUUUUGGGAGAAUCCAGAUACUACAGGAGGAAAAGCUUCCCAGUUCCCUAUGACCUAGAAGAGCUGCAGAGCCGUUUUCGCUCCUUUGGAAACAACCACUUUGUUCCCAGUUUCCCCCUGAUGGCUCCUCUAAAAGAGUACAGGAACAACAUGGUUAUCAUCGAUUUGUGCUUUUUCAGCUGCCAGAGCCUCCUGAAGGACUCUGCCACCCUCAGCUUCCUCAGGGAGAACCAGUUUGAUGCCCUGUUCACAGACCCGGCCAUGCCCUGUGGUGUGAUCCUGGCUGAGUAUCUCAACCUGCCCUCUGUCUACCUCUUCAGAGGUUUCCCAAGCUCUCUGGAGCACAUGCUUGGUCAAAGCCCAAGUCCCGUGUCCUAUGUUCCCAGAUUCUACACCAAAUUCUCAGACCACAUGACGUUUCCCCAGCGGCUGGCCAACUUCAUUGCUAGCAUCUUGGACAACUACCUAUAUUAUUGUCUGUAUUCAAAGUAUGAAACCAUUGCCUCAGACCUCCUCAAGAGAGAUGUGUCCCUACCUGCCUUACACCAGAACUCUCUGUGGCUGUUACGGUAUGAUUUUGUGUUCGAAUACCCGCGGCCAGUCAUGCCCAACAUGAUCUUCAUUGGAGGGAUCAACUGCAAGAGGAAGGGAGAGCUGUCUCAGCUCAUUUAUGUAGAAUGUAUCAGCAUUUCACUUUUGUGGCUGACCACUCUAGCUGCUCCUCCACGACUUUUAAGAACAGUGCAGGGCUGUGCCACCCCACCUUCUGUAAUUCCCUCCGUGCUGAGGAAGAAGCUGCAGCAGGAACCAUUGGGAAUCACAGUCCUCUUGCAGGCCUUAGAGACUCAAGUUGCAUCUCUUGGCCCUGGUGUGAAGAUGUUUUCUGGAAUGUUUCCAGCAACCAGCACCCUCACUUCUUUCCUCUGGUUCCCCACAGCCUUUUAUUCUUCUCCGGUGUAG
Molecule: messenger RNA, 1294 nt
Organism: Arvicanthis niloticus (Nile rat)
Lineage: Eukaryota; Metazoa; Chordata; Mammalia; Rodentia; Muridae
Product: UDP-glucuronosyltransferase 1A6-like
Molecular function (GO): UDP-glycosyltransferase activity
Source: RefSeq, a predicted model, not a curated record